UAUGUUAUAAAAUCAAGCAGGUUUGGUACCUUCUACCAUACUCUGGGAGACAGAGGCCAUAACCAUCAAGACAAGACCACACAAGAAGGCUCACUCCAGACAGGUAAGAUUGACUUGAUUGUUUCUAGAGUUGUGUUGCGUUGUCCGUCAGAAAAGUCUAAAAGAGGUAUCGGUCAACCAAUUGAAAACGUGGAAAAGCAUUUCUACCGAAUCAUUUCUCCCCACCCCACCGCUGUCAGACAUGCAUUUUAUGAGUUUUGAUUUGAAGGCACCCUAAUAUGAAAUCUCUCUUGAUUGACUGUGCCAGAUAUCUGGGGAAGAUUGGACUGUUAAUAGUUAAUAAGCUAAUUGCUCAUUUAAAACCCUUUCUCCCCAUACAAUGUUGCACCACAGGUGCCCAGGGUAACCAACAUCUAAGUUCAUCACAAACAGGUAAGAUAUAAUUGCCUGAGCAUUACAGUACUAGAGCAUUAAACAAUAGCUCCGUAUCUGAAGAUUAUUGUCUUUGGUUAAUGCUGUAUUGUAUCUGUAGAUAUCUGAGAGGACAGAAAACAACUAACCAGUCACAUCAAAGACCAUUGAAACCAGUUGCCAGAGGUAAAUGCCUUCUCUCUCAAGUGCAAUAUUGCCACAUUUUCAUAACCAAAAUAUGAUUUGAAUGAUAUAAUGUAGUUCAUGUUUGUGUAACCUAUAUAUAAUGGUUUUAGAGUAUGAUGACUCUACCUUAGUAUAUAACUUCUAACACAGUGCAUUGCUGUUAAUCACAGUUACCGUUCCCCUUAGAGAAAACAUUUUUGACCGUUUUGAACCAGAACAUACAGUAUAACAAUUAGGAACACCUGCUCUUUCCAUGACAUAGACUGACCAGAUUAAUUCAGGUGAAAGCUAUGAUCUCUUAUUGAUGUCACUUGUUAAAUCCACUUCAAGCAGGGUAGAGGAAGGGGAGGAGACAGGUAAAUCAUAAUUUUAAAGCCUUGAGACAAUUGAGACAUAGAUUAUGUAUGUGUGCCUUUCAGAGGGUGAAUGGGCAAGACAAAAGAUUGAAGUGCCUAUAAAUGGGGUAUGGUAGUACUGUUUGUGUCAAAAACUGUAACGCUGCUGGGGUUUUCAUGCACACCAGUUUCCUGUGUGUAUCAAGAAUGGUCUACCACCAAAGGACAUCCAGCCCGCUUGACACAACUGGGAAGUAUUGGAGUCAACAUGGGCCAUCAUCCCUGUGGAGCACUUUCAACAUCUUGUGGAGUCCAUGUACCUACGAAUUGAGGGUGCAACUCAACAUUAGAAAGUGUUCUUAAUUUUUUUACACUCAGUAUAAGUCUUCUACUCUGUCUGACUCAUCUCUCCUGUUUCUCCAUUUAGUGAAAGAUAUAGUAAUCUACUGUAUAGAAAUAUACUAGUAAUAGUCUAACUUACCCCUCCUGUCUCUCCAUUUAGACCAAGUCAUGGUGUUCCAGAGGGCUUUCCUGUUCCUGGUGUUGCUAUGUGCCACAGUGAUGGUACACGGUCAACCGGCCGAUGUUAGCCCUCGUUAUCAACGCUUUCUCCUACAGCACGUCACGGGGGGUAUGACGAUCCAGAAUUGUCAGCAUGUGAUGAGCAACUUGAAGUUGACAGGGCCUGAUGGAAAAUGCAAAUGGAAGAACACCUUCAUCGUGGCCAAUUCAAAUCAGGUCAAGGCCAUCUGUGGUCUUGGUGGCACACAUAGGAACCUCAAUCUGUUUGAAAGCAACAAUCCCUUCCCUGUAGUCAUAUGUAAACGUACAGGUGGAGAUUACCAUCCCAAUUGUACAUACAAGGGUUCUAAGCCCACUAGGACGGUUGUCAUUGCUUGUGAUCGAGGAUGGCCAGUGCACUAUGACGGUGAUAUUUUUCCUACGGCUGGACAG
Molecule: messenger RNA, 1886 nt
Organism: Coregonus sp. 'balchen'
Lineage: Eukaryota; Metazoa; Chordata; Actinopteri; Salmoniformes; Salmonidae
Source: the annotation of a GenBank genome assembly